AUCGCAGCUCACCAAAUUGGGGACAUUGGACACAAUCUCAGCCUCUCAUCGGCCUACACCGGCCUUGCAGAGAGAUAUCUGGCACUCGUUUGACUGACGGUCAUGUCCCCUUUUCUGAUUCGACGACAACAGACCGAGGACGGAGCAUCGCCUAAUGAUCCUUCCAGUCCCCCGACACCCCAUUCAUACUGGUUUCCACUUUCUCUCAUUGUGCUGGCUUGUGCUGGCUAUAUUUAUUGGCGUAGAAGACGGCGAUACGAUGGCGACUUUAGUCUGAAGAGUCUAGCGAAACUUCCUUCCCCAAGCGGCGUCAGGCUUUCCAUGGAGGAUGAUGGACCAGCUUCACAUAGUUUUGUCACCAACAAUGCAUCGACAGAUUCUUUACCCACGCACGCAUUGGAAGAUAUACCCGUCAUCGAUAAUCCACCCCAAGAUCCUUCCCCUGUCCAUCCGGCUCACCAAGUGUCGUCGUCGCCUCCCCUGGGAUCAGUCUUUCCUCAGGCUCGACUGACGAAGAGCAGUGGUGGUGGUGGUGGUGGUGGUGGUGGUGGUGGUGGUGGUGGUGGUGGUGGUGGUGGUGGUGGUGGUAGAGGAAGGAGGUCUGCGCGGAAUAGAGGACCGAUCGAAUUGGACGAUAGCGAUAGUUCGCUGAGCGGUGAAGGUGCCACACAUGCUACGUUUGGUAUUGGUGAUGAAGAGGAAGAGGAAGAGGAAGUAGCUCGAGAACAUCCAUUGGCAUUGUGACGUUAGACGUAGCACCAAAUCAU
Messenger RNA from Tremella mesenterica DSM 1558, 767 nucleotides. RefSeq lists its product as uncharacterized. The annotation marks the transcript as partial. Lineage: Eukaryota; Fungi; Basidiomycota; Tremellomycetes; Tremellales; Tremellaceae. The record is from RefSeq and is a predicted model, not a curated record. The transcript is spliced from 3 exons.